This is a messenger RNA of Pseudomyrmex gracilis, 2381 nucleotides long. It is a transcript of the gene tsl, whose product is annotated as torso-like protein. The record is from RefSeq and is a predicted model, not a curated record. The coding region runs from base 974 to 2005 and encodes 343 amino acids. NCBI's taxonomy places the organism in Eukaryota, Metazoa, Arthropoda, Insecta, Hymenoptera, Formicidae. The transcript has 5 exons.
GCAGUCGCAGACGCUCAGUGCCCACGGUCAGAUCGGGGUCCCGACCACAAGAAAGAGAGACCCCGAGCGCAGAAACGUCAAGUCGAUCGCGCUCGAGAUCGAUCGAUCGCGCCGGCGGAAUCGCCCAAGUGUCUCUUCCCCACCCUUCCGGACAGGAAAACCCUGUCGGACGAGGUGCUCGCCGUGAUUUUGUUUAUCCGCCGAUCGAUCGAUCGAUCGUUCGAUUCGCGAUCUAGCGCGUCGCCGAGCGCGAGUAACCCUCUCAACAUCCUUUUCCUCGUGUGCGACACGAGGAAGAUUGAAGAACGGGCGCGAGGACGGGAACGAGGGUGAACGGAAACUCGAUGUCCGGUUUGUUAUCGAUCGACCGAGAGUCGACAGGUCGGGAGAUGGAUGCAGCCGCAAAAGAUAGCCAAGGAGAUUUCGUCCCGGCAUAGAUCGAUCGGUGCAUGCAGUCGUGUACGUUAUUCGGUCGGCUGUGUGUGAAUACGCGAACCGGAUGAUCUAGAAUUGAUUUCAUACAAGACGAUCGAAGAUGCUAUUGAUUAAUUUGUAAUUUUGCCAAAGCUAGCGCGAUGUUUACAAGUGAACAAAGUUUAUGAGAGAUUAAAAUCAUUUAAUUUGCUGAUAUUGAUUUUGUAAGGAGCCGCAAUAAUGGCCGUCGAUUGAUUUUUUGUAAAACUCAAUUGCGGUGUAUCACGUUCCGGAGAUAAAUAAAUUUCAAGAAACAAAAAUGGGAAGAUUCCAAAGUGUUUAGUUGUGACAAUAAAACCGUGCAUGACGAGAGAAUGGAGAGUCCGAAUUUAUUGCUGAGCGGCUUACGAAAAUGUAGAAAAUAUUCAUUACGACGUUACGUGCCAACGAGUGCGAAUCCGGCAUAAACAGAUUGGUUGCGAACACGACCGGUGCGACUUGGAGACAGAACAGAUUUGCUGCAGGCUAGUGUCUUAUCGAUUCAGGCAGCCGCUUAGAGAUGUGGUCACGCACGCGGCUCGUCUUUUUGACGUCGGUAUUUACGCUGUUGAUCGGCGCUUGCAUUACCAAAUCACAGCGACCGCAACUCGGCACCGCCGUCAACAUCUUCAGCCGCUACGGUUACCUGAGCAUCAGCAUGCGAGUGGUACCGCGCAACGACACGGAACCCUGGAUAUUUCGCGAGCCCACUUGUGACAUCUUUUUGAAUCCCAUGCCGAUGCCGCCCAAGCAACGCCAGCAGGGCAAAGCCGGCACCGCUAUCUUCGACGGCGACUUCCACAUGGAGUUCUGUGACAAUAUCAGACAGCUUCUGCAGGCGUACUUUCGCGACUUCACUUUCGAGAAACUCGACAGGCCAUGGCGCGCCUUUACUGGAAGCUGGUCGAAGAUGGCGAUAGCCAAACAUCUCGGUAUUAACGCGUCCUUCAUCACGGGCGAUCACUGUUACGUCUUAGUACGCGUCGCCAGAUUCCACGAUAGUCAACGACUUGCCGAGACUCUCGUCCUCAAUAAUUCCGUGGUGCAAGGAUCGGAGAACGUCACGAUCGGUGAUACCGCGAGCGUGGUGGAAUUUAUCAGAAACUUCGGUUCGCACUACAUCGCUUCUUACAAAACAGGGAAUUCCCUCUAUCAAGUCUUCGUGUACACUCCAAAUGUGUAUUCGCGGAUAAAGGAACGGCUGAAAACACGAGGAGUGGCGGACUUCACGGUUCAAGAGCUCAGCAACUACUUCUCGCCGUGGUACGCGGAACAUAUGGGCUCUAUACAAUCGGCGAGCGGUAAUCGUAGCGUGGAAGCGUGGGCCGUGCAGCGUCUUCGAGUGAGUUACUACAUCUUCACCUACGCCAGUUUGCUGAAGCUGCACGGGGACACGGCGUUGCUCAGGCAACUGGAUGUUCUUCUGGGAGAUGAAGCAUUACUGCAACUGCAACUGCGGACGUUGGCGUUCGCCUUUAAAGAUCCGAAGCGUCGCGAGUGGUUUUUGGAAGUGCUCGAUAACUAUUUCAAACUCUGGGAGGUGAACAUGUGAUGACGUAACACACCAUUUGCGAAACAUUUAAAAAUAUCGUCGAUUGUGUGUGUGUGUGUAGAACCGACGUAAAAAUGUGAGUGAUACAUUGAUCACUUCGACACGGUGUCAGAUCCUACGAAAUCCUUGGAAAUAAUCGCUACGAUCUAGCGCCGGUCGACUAACUAUAUAGGUUCCUCUGUUGAAUGGAUAUAUACAUAUAUCUUAUAUAUCCUUCUGCAACGUAUAUACAAUAACGUUAAACUCGCGUGAAAAAAAGCCUAUCAUUAUAAAUAAGUAUUUAUUAUAUUAUAAUCAUUAGUAGAGAAAAUGUCUUUAUACGAAUAUAUUUUUAACAUAUUAAAAAUAUUAUAUUCGUAUAAUCUGACUGAUAAAC